Molecule: messenger RNA, 1789 nt
Organism: Leucoraja erinaceus (little skate)
Lineage: Eukaryota; Metazoa; Chordata; Chondrichthyes; Rajiformes; Rajidae
Gene: ogna
Product: osteoglycin, paralog a
Exons: 6
Coding region: 108-1055 (315 amino acids)
Molecular function (GO): protein binding
Source: RefSeq, a predicted model, not a curated record
AUACUGAUUUGACAGAUUCUACGUCUCGACAGCGAGGGACUGUUCUGUCCAGUAUUUCAGCUUUUCAUUUUUUCUCAGAACCUAUUUUUCUUGGUCUUUGAUCCAAAAUGAAUACUGUGUAUCCUAUACUUUUUGUGAUUAUUUUUGUACAAUUAGCAUUCACAGCACCAGCUAAUAAGGAAGAUGAUUAUUAUGUGUAUGGUAUGGAAGUGGAUUCUCUUGGUCCAGAAUUUCUUUCUGAAUAUGGAGAUGAGCCACAAGAAUUUAAGCAAGCACAGAAGCUAAAAGAAGUGUUCAUCUCAAGGCGUGAUGAUACAGACACAAAUCAUGAAGUGCAAGUUUCACGUGUUAUCAGGUCUCCAACAAUGGCGCCAGACGCAGAUAAUUCGCCUGCUGACUUGCCAACUUGCCUUCUGUGUGUUUGCCUAACUGGUUCUGUAUAUUGUGAUGAGACUGAAAUAGAAGAAAUCCCAAUUUUGCCAAAGGAAACAUCAUAUAUCUAUGCACGAUUCAACGCUAUCAAAAAAAUCACUGUAAAAAAUUUCGCUGAUUUCCCAACUUUGAAAAGGAUCGACCUAAGUGGCAACCAAAUUACUGAAAUAGAAGAUAAGGCCUUCUCACAACUUCCAGAACUGGAGCAUUUGACACUUUCUGAAAACAACCUGAUCCGUUUGCCUGCUUUACCACCAAAACUUGAAACACUGAGCGCACAAUACAACCGCAUCAAAAGCAAUGGAAUAAAACGCAAUGCUUUUAAGAACUUGUCAAAUCUGCGGAAUCUUUAUCUGGGAUAUAAUCGACUGGACAAAGUACCUGCUAAUUUGCCUCAGAGCCUUCAUAUACUUCACUUACAGCACAACAAUAUAUCUUCUAUUACGGAUAAUACGUUUUGUAAACCCAUGGAUGCCAGUUAUAUUCGAAGACAACUGACUGAGAUACGGCUUGAAGAAAAUCCUAUCAAUUUGGCAGAAUACCCCAAUGGUUACAUUUGUUUGCCAAGACUGCCUAUUGGGAGGCCAUAUUUUGGGAGGCCAUAUUUUGGGAGAGUACAUUAAUCCCCAAAAAUAUUAACCCUUAAUCAGAAACUACUUGGUUAUGGGAGAUGGUUAUGUGAGAAUACCAGAGUAAAUUCAUGGUUUUAGCAUUGUAUCUGUGAACUCUUUAAUAUUAUACUCACAUCAUACCAACAUUCUUAUAUUUAGCAACAUACUGCUUUUUCUCAAAAUAAUUUAAUACCCAAGUUUUAUUUCAUGACAUUGGAAAAUUCAUAAUUCAUUUGCUGCAAAAAUAAUGCAAUUGCAAGUUUUUAAUUGUUUACUUAUAAUUGAUUCAAGUUACAGAUAUUAACAUGUGACUUAAUUCCUCAAAUUCAAUAAUCUAUUGAACUGCAUUUAAGUCAAGAUCACAUGCAACUUAACAUAUGGUUCCGUGUGUGACCAUUUUACAAUGAUAUAGCUACACACCACUUGUAAACGUGAACUUUCCUUACAUGAUUCUAUUUAUUUAAAAAAAUAAGAGAAUCUAAGGAAACAGUUUUGUACAUAUAAUUUUAAAUAAAUAGAGCAAAAGAAACAUAUCAUACAGUUUAAAAAUGGAAUCCCAUUUAUCUGUUAUUAUACCCAUUAGAAACUAUCACUUAAUUUAUCACCUUUCCAACAAACUUCCACUCUCCUUCUCUGGUCUAUAAUGUCGUAACCGUCUAAAUCGUAAAAUUUAUAUAAUACAUAGGAACUACAACUUGGACAUUGUAUGCCUAAAAAAAGCUACAAUAAAUAAUUUUAAUUCAGCA